This is a messenger RNA of Apis mellifera (honey bee), 3103 nucleotides long. RefSeq lists its product as uncharacterized. Lineage: Eukaryota; Metazoa; Arthropoda; Insecta; Hymenoptera; Apidae. Gene Ontology annotation, cellular component: extrinsic component of mitochondrial inner membrane. The record is from RefSeq and is a predicted model, not a curated record. The transcript is spliced from 2 exons. Bases 524 to 2122 code for a protein of 532 amino acids.
AAAAGAGACAAAACAGAAAUAGAAAGUUUAAUUUAUAAAAUACGAUAUAAAAAUAUUGAUUUCGUAGAAAUAUAUUCGAAACAAAUAUUCGAAGGAAGAGAUAAGAGAGAGAUUUAUGUUAAUGAAUGUAUGCAUGCAAUUGUAAUCAAUUUAGAUAUGUUACCCCGGGAACAGAGGGUAUAUAUUCAAGGAACGACGCUCGAAAUACUACUACUUUUAUCCGGGCACCGGGCACAGUGCCCACAAGUAAGCUCUGUCUUUUCGACAAUGCACGUACCUUGCGAGAUUUCGGCCAUUGUAACUCGAUUUAUCCUCAUUUUCGCUUUCUUAUUUUUACAAAGUCGAUUAUACAUUUUUCUUCAUUUUUGUUUAGUUACAUUCUAGAUAAUACUUUAAAUAAGUUCGGACAAUUACUCUCAUUCGUAAUCGAAUCAAAGUUCAUGUAAGAAAUAUAAGAUAUUUAGUAUUGUUAUUUAAUUAAUAAUUGCUGUGAUAUCAAGAUUAAGUGUAACGUAAUUGCAAGAUGGGGCGCAAAAAGCAUCAUCGAAGCAAAGGAAAUAAUUUAUCGUUGAGGAGAUCGAGAUGCGAUAAUCUCGAUUGCGUCGACGAUGGAGAGAAAGCGAUGGAUAAAGAGAAGGAGAGGGAGAAAAGAAAGGGGGAGAAAGAUGGAAGAAGCGAAGGGGAUAAAUUUUCUACGAGAGAAAAGAGAGGAGAAGAGGCUGCGUCAAACGUCCCGAUCGACGCACGUUCCCGAUCGACGAGGGAAUUUUUACGCGACGAUGAUUGGCGGGAAUCAUCGAGCGAGGAAGAGGAGGAGAGAGUCGAGUUGAACGUAAGACCGCGAUUCGUGUUCGUAUCGAGCCUAUGCUCGAUGUGUAUGCAGAGAUCGAAAUUAUUUUGCGAGCGUUGCCGAAUGGUAUCUUAUUGCUCGACCGCGCAUCGAGCGCAGGGAUCCACGAAGCAUCGCGAGUUGUGCGAACCGUUGAACGAGAUUCGCUCGUCGAUGGAAUCGACGCUCUUCCCCGAUAAGUCGCUCGAUCCGGAACAGUAUCGCGUUUACCGAUUGAAAUUGAUCGCGUCUCUCGAAUCGAGGAUCGGAAGAUCGUUGGAACUUUGGGAGAGAGAGAUUAUCCUGUAUCCGAGAGUUUGUCGGAGUUGUCGUUGUUUCAGCGAGAAAUCGAUCUGUUGCCCCCGUUGCGGGAUGGAAUAUUUUUGCGAGGAACACGGCGGGGAACACGAAAAUUGGUGCGCGCAGUUUCAAAUUUUGCGUAGAGUUUUGCUUCUUCAGCACAGACACGGUUGGAUCGAACCGAAAAUUCCCAACGAAUUUCGCCAAAUAUCCGUUACGCGAUCCGAUCUCGAUCUCGACCGUCUAUUAUUCGAGAUAUACGGCAAUUGCCCGUAUUAUCGAAAUAUGGAUACUUACACGUACUCGACGUUAUCCCAAUUGUGCACGAUUCCAUUGACAGCUCUUUAUUCCACGCAAAUUUGUCGUCCCGAAUGGGGGGAUAGAAUCGAAUGGACGAUUCAUCUGGUUGGCGCUGAAUUUCAAUUCGAAGGUAUAAAUCUACGGGUUUGGGAGAAAUUGUUCCUUCAUUUUUCACCAAAUUUAAAGAAGCUCCGUUUGGUAUUGAUCGGGCCAGAAUUGCGAUUGCCGAGCGGCGUGCCACCGAGGCUUUUAUCGACGGUUCGAUUGUGCAAAGAAUGCAAAUCUGCCGGCAGAGGCGUUAUCGUUACGUUUAGACCCGAGAUGCUUUAUCACGACGCGGCGGAACGUCUCGCCGCGCCCGAUCUAAUUUGUAUUUACAAUCCUGGCCUUUACCGAAAGACCGGGUUCGGGGGGAGAGACAGCUGGCACGAAACGAUACGCGAGUUUUGCGAAGCGUCGGUCCCCGUUGCCGUCACCUCUUACACAAAGCGCGAGAUCCUGUGGGAGAUAGCUCGUAUAAAUUCCGUCGCGGAUGUAGAAAUCGUUUUACAACCGCGUCAGAAUCCAUUUGCAUCGGUGAAACCGGAUCGAAACUUUGUCAGCGACGAUACCGAUCCUCUUAUCUACAAGAAUUACUAUCUCACCGUCGUAAAAGGUAAAUCGAAUUUAUCGAGCAACGACCACCACUCGUAGCGUCGUCGAAAGCAUCGAGGCCACAUCUCUGAAAAAUUCUUUAUUUUUCCAUUCUUUAUUUCGAACGAGACAUCGUCGCGACUUUCUUCGACGAAUGUCGCGAAUUCAUUUCCAUUUCCACUCUCUAUGUAAUACGUUCGAUACGAUUCGAGGAUUCGUUGCUACUAUUAUUCUCUUAUCGGUUUAUCGCGCCGUUGUCGUCAAUGUUCGACGCUCUGUCUCCUCGAAUUUUCCUACAGUAGGCGAGAAUUACUACACAGUAGUAGUUGCAACGUGCGAAAAGACCGAUUAUAAUUACGUAUAAACCAGUUGUUGUUUGGAUAAGAUACACACGAAUCGCAAGAGCGAGUAUUAAAUUACAAUUAGGGAUUAUACAGUUAUUACGAGCUAGUUUGCGUAUACAUAUCUAUAUCACAGACGAAACUGCAUUAAUCGGAUUAUGUGUUCCGAUUCGAAUGAUGGAACGUAACAUUGUAAACGCAUUAUAUCUAGAUACUUGCGCAGCUUAUGCACGUACGUAUACCGAUGCAAAAUCAUCAUAUCGUUAUAUUCGACUACAAUAAACUCGAAAUAUACGUACAAUAAAUACACGUAUAGCAAUAAUACGUAUGAUAAAUUGCACCUAACGUUAAAAUAUAAUUCGAAACGUGAAAAUUAUGUACAUGAUUAAGAUGUAUCGUCCAUCGCGUUUCAGAUCAUAACGUACGAUUAAUUACUUAAUGUACUCACAUGUCUCUUGUUUUUUGUACUGUUUUUAAAAUAAAAAGAAACGAAAGGGGAUAGAAAAUAGAAGAAGAAAAAGAAGAAGAAAGAGGCGAAAAGCGAAAUAGAAAGACUCGAGCAAUUUAACAUUAUACGUACGUGGGUAUAAAUUACAAUUGAGUAAGUAUGGGAAAGGAUUGGAAAGAGAUAUUAUAUUUGGAUGGGAAAGAAGGAGAAAGGAAACGUUAUGCGAAAUUGCACGAUCAAUGAGAAGAAAAA